GAAAAAUAAUAAAAACAAAUAUAUCUCUAUUAUUAAUUGUGAUUUUCGAAUUUUUAAUGUGAAAAUUUCAAAUAGUACUGAUUUAUAUUCGACAAUCAUUUGUGAUAAUGAUGGAAGAGAAUAAUCCAACACCCCAGGACCUUCAACGUAAAUUGUAUUUCCUGGUCGAACAGCUGCAGAAUAUGGCAAGUUCUCUUCCACCUAAAUACCAGAUGAGACUGCCCUACGAACUCCUCUCUGCUCUGGCGAAUUCCCUUUUGAAUGAUACGAUUUUCGAGAUUGUUAAGGGCCUCAUGGAGAUCCAACACGUCACCGAGAAACACCUCUUUCAGCAGCGACUGCAGCUUCUCAAUAAACAAAAAAUUGAAAUGCAGGAGACACUCGCCAAUUUCAUCACUGAGGAGGACAAACUCACUGCUCAAAUUGCUCUACAGGUGAAGCACAAGGCUGAGUUGAAGCAAAAUGAUAUGAAACUUGUGAUGCAAUUGGAUCAGAAAGUGGCUGAUCAGCAGAGUAUCCUGGAAAAAGCUGGAGUGCCUGGAUUUUAUGUCACUGAUAGUCCAAUGGAGAUUCAGGUCCAGAUGAGACUCUGUGAUUUCAUAAUUCGUCUCAGCAAAAUGGAUCCCAGCUAGCUUUCUCGAGAUUCUAGGGAUGAAAUCAUUGAAAAGUUGUAACUUCAUCGUUCCCCAUGAAGGGCCCACAGUAUUGUACCUCAUUUGAAAAUAUUAAUUCUAUUUUAAACUGUUUGUUAACCAACGAGGACCAUCGAUGAAUUAAUUUGCUAAGUCAUGAAAUUAUUCACGUUUUGACACUAAAAAAUA
This is a messenger RNA of Fopius arisanus, 821 nucleotides long. RefSeq names its product gonadal protein gdl-like (gene gdl). The record is from RefSeq and is a predicted model, not a curated record. Bases 108 to 632 code for a protein of 174 amino acids. Lineage: Eukaryota; Metazoa; Arthropoda; Insecta; Hymenoptera; Braconidae. The transcript has a single exon.